AUUGUCAGGAUAACAACUUUUUGUUAUCUCGAGAUCCCCAGAAAAUUAAGUCAUGAUCAUGAGAAAACAAGCAAGCAAAAAUAAUAAUAAUGCAUGGUCUCUCUCGGCUUCAAUACAAUUUAGACAAAAAGAAAAAUGAUCAUUUCAAAUGAAGCCAUUUAUUUAUUGAAUUGUAAUUGCAGUGUUUGGAGGAGAUAUGGAUUCAUUCCUACCGAAUGCUGUGUUGACCUGUGAGUUUGUCCCUGAUAUCGGACUUUCACCAGAGGUCGGAUGCGCUGCCGGGGGUUUGAAUCCAAGUGGAGGAGGAGAGGAGAAAAUCCCAACAAUGUUGGGAUGGAGAUGUGAUGAUGGUGGAAUGGAUUUUGUCCUUCCAAGCGCUGUCCCUGAAAUUGUCCCGAACAACGGACAUUUGUUAGACAGACGCGCCGGGAGUUCACAUCCACGAGGAGGAGUAAAGGAGUUUACUCCUGCAUUUGAGGAGGCGAACAGCCCCACAGAAAAAUGCAAGAAUAAAUUAUUUAAAUCAUUAAAGAAGAAAUGGGAGAAUGUAAAGCAGCCAUUCCUUCAUAAUGAUAAAGUGGAAACACUGAUUCCUUCAGAGCUUAAUGCGGAUUCAGUUCAUCCUAAUCUAAAGGAUGAUGCUGGUCUGGCCAGCUCUGAAUUAAACAAUAAGAUCAAACCGGAAAAACAACGAAUGGCAUUCUUUGACUGUCUCUGGAGGGGCAAGGUGGAGUCAGUGCCGACUCCCCUGCUUAAAGCAGAUCCAGCUAUCCCUGAUGUUAGGGAAGUUGUUGAUCUUGCACCACAGUCAAAGACCUACGUUGGUCCGAAGAAACAGAAACAAAAGGCUUCAAAGAGCCGCAAAUCUAACCUCCAGGGAGAAAAAGUGACUGUUGUGCCAACUCAACAGCCCAAGGCUAUUUCAGAUAUUCCUGUUGGCAUGGAUGUUCCUGCUCUGGCCGGCCCCCAAUCAAAACCAAAGAUUUGUCCGGAUAAAUGCAAGACAUUGAUGCAACGCAUCCUUGGAUGCUUCCGGAGGGGCAAAGUGGAGUCGAUGCCGACUUCACAGAUUGAGGCCGAUCCAGCUAUCCCUGAUGCCAGGGAAGUUGUUGAUCUGGCAGAUUCUCAAUCGAAGAGUGUUGGCUUAAAGAAACAAAAACAAAAGGCUUCAAAGAGCCGCUCAUUUCACAACCCUUGGGGAAAAAAAGGGAAGAGUAAAGUGAAAAAAGAUGCCGAUCCAGCUAUUCCUGAUGCCAUGGAUGGUGCGGAUCUGGCCAGUUUUGGUGGCAUCGCUGCAGCUAAUGCCAGGCUACACAAGUUAGGUGCCAUUCCAGAGAAUAUUGGGUUAAAAGGUGGUGGAAAUCCUGACCCAAAUAAAGCAAAAAAUCCUCAGGCAAAAGAUGUUGGAAAUCCUGAGGCAAAAGGUGGUAAAAAUCCCAGGCCAAAAGCUCUUAAAGCUCCUGGAAAUCUCAGAAAUCCUUGGAUUCCAAGUAGAAUUAAAAAUCCUGGACCAAAAGAAGAUGGAAAUCCUGGGUCAAAAGCUCUUAAAAAUCCCAGAAAUCCCUUGCCAGAAGAUGAUAAAGUUGUCAGGCCAAAAGUUAUAAAUGUUGUUCAACGAGCUUUUAAACCACCAAGCAAGAAGAAACCAGCUGAUCGCUCAGUGCCUAAAGGGCCUUUUGAUUCUAAAUAUAAACUCUUGAAGGAUGAAGUGCUUGGGCAAGGUCUCUGUGGCGAAGUGUACAAAGGGAUCCGUAUAUCGGAUGGCACUCCGGUUGCCAUCAAGCGAAUAAGCAAAGGAAUGUAUGACAGGAGUCUUCGGACUCCUGGAUACCCCAAAGGACUUAUUACAGAAGUGGCGCUGUUGCUUAAGUUAAAACGUGCGCACUUUUGCCCCAAUGUCAUACAGAUGUAUGACUGGUACGAGACUGAACACUUUUACAUGCUCGUGUUGGAGUACCCACUGCACAGCGAAUCCUUGUUGAAUUUUGUUUUUCGUGAAGAUAAACUAAGUGAAAAAACAGCAAGACAUCUCAUGCGUCAGGCGGUACUGGCAGUGCAACACUGUCUGGAUAAUGGAGUUUUCCAUAAAGACAUCCAGCCCGGAAACAUCUUGGUACAAAAAUCAACAAUGACCCUGAAGUUAAUUGACUUUGGGCUUGGAUAUUAUCUGACGCAUAAUGAUGCCUAUGAUUCCUAUUACUUUAGGGGAGCUCCAUGUCGCACCCCUCUUGAGAUUGAAACGGCUAAGAAAUUGGAAGUCGUGCCAGAAAGCGUCUUGGACUUAGGUAAUGUGCUGUACUUCAUGGUGCUUGGAUCUUUUCCCGAUCUUUCAGACGGCUUUAAUUCCGGGAAUCUGAAGAAAAAGGAUUUAUCAAAGGAAAUCUGCGAUCUGUUAAGUUGGUGCCUGGCCGAAUAUCCAAGUGAUCGUCCGACGCUCAAGCAGAUCUUAGAUCAUGAUUGGUUUAAAACUGAGUCUGACAAGCUACUCGUACAGAAAAUGAGGGCACUAUCCACACAAAUAUAAAAAGGAUGAAGCUGAAUGACUGAAGGAGACGGGAAUGAUUGGAGAUGCAGUUUUCAUCAUCCUGAGACAUAUGGAGUUUGAAGGAGGUUUUAUUUCAGCCUCAGACUUCAUGAACACAGACCGCUGGCUGAACGUCUGAUGCAGAUCCUGUCUCAUCCUUGAACACAAAAAAAAAAAUGUUUUAAUUCUUAAUGUUUUUAUAUUUUAAAGUUGUAUAAUAUAGUUUCUAAUAUAUAGUAAGUCCUCUAUAGAAUCAGCUAUGUCUGGCUCUCUCUUUAGGGUUUUUUUCUCCUAGGAGUUUAGGGAGUCAGGUUUAACUUAGAUCUCUCUUCUAUACAUUAUCACAAUGCUUGAUAGUUUAGUUUAAUCUGUACUUUGCAACGUUUGAUGUCCCUUGAUUUUUCUGUGUUUUUUUUAUUAAUGUAAAGCUGCUUUGAAUUAAUUAAACAAUUCUGAAAAGUGCUACAGUAUAUAAAUGAAAUUGAAUUGAAUAUGGAAGACUUUUCUUUAGCAGAUGUUUUAAUUUGCUUUUUUACUUUUUUUAUUUGAUCAAACUGAUUAACUUGGGUUACUUAUGUACAUGUUUUUCAUAUGCAAUAUCAAACCCUUGACCUUGGUAUAAAAUACUGGGAGUUAACGACGUAGUAAAUCCAAUCAGACACAAUGUUAAACCUGAUGCUGUUUU
Messenger RNA from Misgurnus anguillicaudatus (oriental weatherfish), 3209 nucleotides. NCBI's taxonomy places the organism in Eukaryota, Metazoa, Chordata, Actinopteri, Cypriniformes, Cobitidae. The record is from RefSeq and is a predicted model, not a curated record.